Messenger RNA from Cuscuta campestris, 1990 nucleotides. Lineage: Eukaryota; Viridiplantae; Streptophyta; Magnoliopsida; Solanales; Convolvulaceae. The record is from the annotation of a GenBank genome assembly.
GUCAGUGCAUAUUUACUGGGCAACGAUGAACACUUCUAAGAAAAGGAACGAAGACAUAUGGGAAACCCAUACAUCUCCUCUUCUCUCAGUUAUUGCUUUCCCAUACAUGUAACUGUGCCUACAAAGGAGUGUUAAGCAGACACCUGACUACUGUAUGAGUCAAUUCCUUGAAAAAAAAAGAGAGAAUCGACAGCUUUAGAAAAACAUCUUGUAGUUUAGAAAUACAUAUUCCAAUUCCAACCACGACACAGUACUACGAAUAAACAAAUACACAUUGAGGGUUGUUAAAACCUGGCUUAAUUAUGGGAGCUCACAUAUGAGUCCACUGAGAGAUUCCAAUGGACAAACUAACUCAUCAACUUAUAUUGAGCAUAAUAAAGGACAAUUGCGUAACCCAAAACCAAUUGGUUAUGAGUGGAGUACCUUGCCAACGUAUACACAAGCUCCACCCCUUGCAAUCAACAAAUGCAGGAAAACAUACUUAAGCAUUAGACAUUGGAGUAUUGAACCACUGCCAGAUGCAUAUCAUCUCCCAAUGAGGACAGUAAACAUAUCAAAUAAGUGGCAAGGGCAUGAUAUUUCAUCCAAUUCAUCUGGAUUUUGUUACGAAUCAAAUGCUUGCUUCCUCUGAAUUACUUUCUCAUUUUGGGACGCCCAGAUUUAACUGUCUAAUUUCCAGAUCUUGUAAGCAAAGCAUUGAUAAUGACAGCAUCAGCAUGAAAUUUGGAUGUGCCAGUAAGACAGGUGAUAUAAGAAACGUAGAUUUUAAUUUUUACAGCAAUGAAGAUAAAUGGGAAACCCAUUGACCAACAUUUUUCUCCAUUUUCAAUUUCCCAAACAUGUAACAGCUCCUAAGUUAUUAAGCAGACACUUGACUGAUGUUUGAAUAAAACACCACAUGUUUUUUAUUCAUACAUUAUACUUAAUCAUCUACAAGAAAAGAAUUUCAAAUAACCUACAUACACAAAACGUUUAGGAUCAAAGGCCACUCCAAGUAGAACAACAAGUGAUGAUGGAAUUGAACAGAGUGUUACUUCGUGAAAAAUAGCACAGCUUUAAGGAAUAAAGAUUUAAGAUCAACCAUAAUAUCAAACAGUUGUAGUGUCCAGAUGUAGCUCAGUAAUAAUCAGUGCAUAUUUACUGGGCAAUGAUGAACACUUCUAAGAAAAGGAACGAAGACAUAUGGGAAACCCAUACAUCUCCUCUUCUCUCAGUUAUUGCUUUCCCAUACAUGUAACUGUGCCUACAAAGGAGUGUUAAGCAGACACCUGACUACUGUAUGAGUCAAUUCUUUGAGAAAGAGAUAUAAAACCUAGAGCUUACAUAUACAAUUCAAGUAGUUUAAAAAUAUAUAUAUUCCAAUUACAACCACAACAUAGUACAAUGAAUAUACAAAAACACGCUGAGGAUUGUCAAAUCUGGCUUAUAAUAGUAGCUCACAUGAGUCUAAGUGAGAGAUUCCAUAGUUAAGCACACUUGUGAAACCCAAAACUAACUGGUCAGAGUACCUUAUCAACGAAUGCUCAGAACGCCCAGAAUUUAUUGUCUAAUUUCCAGAUCUUGUAAGCAAAUCAUUGGUAGUUAUUAAAAAAAACACAACUCCAUAUAAUAAGCAAUGCUAGCAUUAUUGCUAUCAAAAAGUUGUUUUUUUAUCUAUUCAAAUCCAAUAAAACAAAUGUGUUCUUUGGAAAAAAACUUAAAAUUGAAUCCAGAAGGUGAAAGUAAUAUACGAAAUUCCAACCAAAAUAGACGGUGACAUAUACGGAAUAACUCAAAAAGAGUAAAAACCCACAAACGUAUACAAAGAAGAAGAAAAUCCUCAGAAGCACUCUCUAUAAAAGGAGCAGCACAGACAUUUCGUAUUAUAUAUGAAUUCAAAAUCAACAUUCCCAGGAAUUGGAAAUCGAAUAUUCAGCACUAGUAAAAUAAAAAUAUGAGUAGGAAGAAAAUGAUUGAGUGCUCCGUUUAUAAACAAAUUAACACUAGGUUU